This is a messenger RNA of Dentiscutata heterogama, 1659 nucleotides long. NCBI's taxonomy places the organism in Eukaryota, Fungi, Glomeromycota, Glomeromycetes, Diversisporales, Gigasporaceae. The record is from the annotation of a GenBank genome assembly.
AUGAACAAUCAUGUACAAGAAUCGGCUAACAAUAAGCAAGAACCUACUAACGAAAAACCCACAAAUAAACAAGAUCAAGGGCUCACCAAUGAACAAAAUAAAGAAUCCACCAGUGAACAACUCACAGAUGAACAAGAACUUACCAGUGAAUUUGAAUUUAAUGAGGAUGAACUUUUUGACGAUGGAUAUGAGUCUGAUAAUGAUGAAUUACGAGCGGAACUUGCCAAUAUGUUAAUAAAUCAUGCCCGAACUCACUCUAGCAUGCAAUCGUUACAUGUUCUUGAGGAAAAGGAGGGGUAUCGCAGAUUUACAUUAUCUCUUAGUUCAUACUAUAGUUGGAUAGUUGAGGAGGAAAAAUCCAAAAGCAUAAAUUUUGUAAAAAAACAUGGAAUCUAUAAGAAUAAAAAUGGAUCCUGGUCUGAAUAUUAUCUCUGUUCAUGCGCGGGUAGUAAGCAAAUAAGGAAUGAUCAUGUAGAAGGAGGUGUUUUACAAAAAAAAAGGCAUAUACAAAAAGAAUCAAAGAAAUAUAGGCAUAAUGAGCAUAUUCCUGAUAGUCGCAGUGACGUUCAAUAUCUAAAAAAAUCAAAGGAAAUUAUUUCUGAAAUUAGAAAGUUCGCCCAACAAGGGUUGUCUAUUUCAACAAUUAAUGAAAGCAUUGGAAGAAACAACAGAAAAAUGUAUGGAGAACAAAAAUUUAUGCUUGGAUUCUAUACGCUUUGGCAAUUUAAGUUGUAUGAAAAAUAUCAUGAGAUAAUUCAUAUUGAUUCUAUGCAUAAUACGAAUCAUCAUAAAUAUGCCCUUUUUACAAUUUUAAUCUGGCAUCUCUAUAGCGGUCAAGAUGUUCCAUUAGUAUGGUUAUUAACAGAAUCUCAAGACUCUGAAACAAUCAAGCUAUGGCUUCAUGCUUUGAAAGAGGAUAGUUGGAUUGACCCAGUAAAUGUAAUCUUGGAUAAUGAUGAUGCAGAAAUUAGUGCAAUCUGUGAUAUUUUUACUAUGUCAAAUAUUUUUUUAUGUUGGUGGCAUGUCAAACGCGCAUGGCGUAGAUGGAUUAAUAAACAAAUACCAGGAAAAGAGCGCAAUGAUUUGUUUCAAGAUCUAAAUCAACUACUUAAUAUUUCUGAUAAAAGUGAGAUAAAUAAUGCUCUUAUUAAAUUUGAGCAAAAAUGGCAACAUACAGCUGCGCAUGAGUUAGGUGUUGGUAGAAUAAAUUCGCACUAUAAAGUUUGGAGGCAAUUUGAAUUAAAUUCUGUUGGCAUUGAUAAUGGUUCAAUUUUUCGCUUAGAUGAGUCUACAUAUAUUGUCAAAUCAACUCAGGGUGAGAAUGAUUAUAUGAUUGAGCAAACGGGAGAUAACGCAUUAACCCUUACCUGUAAUUGUGAAGCAUAUUUAGGAAACCCAGUACCUUGCAAACAUAUAUUCAUUGUCGCGCGUAAAUAUAGUAUUAAAAUCCCUGAACAAACUACUUACUUACCUCUACUUAAUGACGAUGAACAAUUUACUAUCGACAACUCAAUUAUUAGGAUUCAAGAAAAUAACUUUAAAAAAAGGAUUGAAGAAAUGAAUCACCGUAUUAACCAACAGCUAGAAAGAUUAGACAAUCUUUGUCAAAAAAUGGAUCUGAACAGUAUACCUUUAGAAAAAAAGAGAAGAUAUUGUUAA